Eutrema salsugineum is the source of this 2047-nucleotide messenger RNA. Its product is annotated as E3 ubiquitin protein ligase DRIP2. Bases 449 to 1729 code for a protein of 426 amino acids. The transcript is spliced from 7 exons. Gene Ontology annotation, molecular function: ubiquitin-protein transferase activity. The record is from RefSeq and is a predicted model, not a curated record. Lineage: Eukaryota; Viridiplantae; Streptophyta; Magnoliopsida; Brassicales; Brassicaceae.
GACCCUUUUUAUUAGACGAGACGAGCCUUAAGCUUAACCCUUCUUCUUCGAUUUCAGAUCGUAUCCUCAAUUUAAUAAUCUCCUUAUUUUCCACCAAAUCUGUCUCCAUUCUCUCACCAUUAACAAUCUCUCUGUUCUCCUUCCUCAGAAAUCACCAACCCGCUCUUUUCUCCGUCUUCUCCAUCACUCUAUUUCGUCCGAUUCAGACUUUUAAUUUUACUUUCGUUUCUUCUCGACCCUUUUCCGCUAAAUUCACUGUGUAGAUUCUAUCGGAUUCGGAUUUGAAUGUAGCUAUCGCCGAAGAGAGGUGAACGUAAAUCUGGGGGCUUCUUUUAUUCUGGGUCGUCGUUUUUUGGUCUACAUGCAGUUUUGGGGAUAGUACGUGCGAUUAAGCGAGGAAUCUUCGUCUAGACAGAGGAAAAGGCUGUAAACGAGUCGUGGGAGAGCAAUGGAAGGAGACAUGGUGGCUAAGGUGAAGAGGGAGACGGUGGUGGCAUGCAUGACUUGUCCUCUCUGCGACAAGCUCCUCCGUGACGCCACCACUAUUUCCGAGUGCCUUCACACGUUUUGUAGAAAAUGCAUAUAUGAGAAAAUCACAGAGGAUGAGAUAGAGUGCUGUCCAGUAUGCGAUAUUGACCUCGGGGGUACCCCACUGGAGAAACUAAGGCCUGACCACAUUUUGCAAGACUUGAGAGCCAAAAUAUUUCCCUUAAAACGAAAAAGAGAGAGGGCGCCUGAAGUUGUGUCCUCAAUCACAUUACCUGCAAGGAGAAAAGAGAGGUCUAUCUCGUCUUUGGUGGUAAGCACACCUAGGGUUUCAGCACAAACUGGUACAACAGGAAAAAGAACAAAAUCUGCACGAGGUAGUGGUUCAUUCACUAAGAGAACAGUGAAGAAGGAAGAAGAAGUUGGAGAUGAUCAUACAGAGAGUGCAAGCUCGCCUGAAACACUUAAAAAAUUCACUCAGAAUAAAAGACAGGUAAAGAAGUCUUCAUAUGCAGAGCCUAACCAGUCUCUCUCUAAUCGAAGAAACAAGGAUGUUAAUGAACCUUGGGAUUCCAAAGUACAUCUUUGGAAACCUUUAAACUUUCUUGUGGAUGUGGCAAACGGAACAAAGCCCUUAAAGUCUUCUAGUUCUCAAGGGUUGGACCCAAAAUCUGAGCAUGGAGAUGCAUCUCACAAUGAUGUGAGUAAAACCAAAACAAAGGAUCAUAAAAGAAAAUGUAAACUCGAGGAAGAGAUCAGCAAAAAUGGUGAUCCUACAACAUCAGAAACUGCUACGCUUAAAAGAACGCGUAGGACUCGCCGUAAAAGGUCAUCCACUUUCGGUGAUUCAAGCAUUCCACCACUACUAGAUGGAGCAAGCCUGAAACUGGAUAGGAGAAAUGGUCCGGUUUGGUUCUCCCUUGUAGCGUCAAAUAAUCAGGAAGGAGAAACAUCCUUGCCUCAGAUUCCAGCAAACUACUUGAGAAUAAGGGAUGGAAAUAUUCCUGUUUCUUUUAUCCAAAAGUACCUCAUGAGGAAGCUUGAUCUCAAGAGUGAAACUGAGGUGGAGAUAAGAUGUAUGGGAGAACCAGUGAUCCCAACGUUGCAGCUUCACAGCUUAGUGGAGCUAUGGUUGCAGACAACUUCAAAGCAUCAAAGAGUCGCUGCAUCGAUAGGUUCCUCUGCAAAGGAAUUUGUAAUGGUGCUAGUUUAUGCUCGGAAGCUCCUUGAAGGCAACAACUAAAAGAACUGUUUAAGACUCUCCUGCAGAAGAAACACAAGAUUAAUCUUCUUUUUUUCCAUUGAAUCUUUCCUAAACCGAGAAGAAGAAGUGAAGUGCAGGAGCAGUCGAAUGUGUUGUGUAGUGUAGUUUAAAUAUAUAAAUUUUUCUUAUAUAAUCUUUAAAUGAAUGAUUGGUGAGACAGACACUUUGUUGUCUAAGCAGAUUCAAAAUUGCUUUUUUAUAAGAGGUUAUGUCCUUUUUGGACAUUUGAUUGUAUGAUAGGAUAAUGUUGUCAUUUCUAUGAAACAUUUGUUUCCUGGUUUGGACUAAAUGAGAAGU